This is a messenger RNA of Phascolarctos cinereus (koala), 1012 nucleotides long. It is a transcript of the gene TNNC1, whose product is annotated as troponin C1, slow skeletal and cardiac type. Gene Ontology annotation, molecular function: calcium ion binding. Gene Ontology annotation, cellular component: myosin II complex. The record is from RefSeq and is a predicted model, not a curated record. Lineage: Eukaryota; Metazoa; Chordata; Mammalia; Diprotodontia; Phascolarctidae.
UAACUCAGCUUCACACAAGUACCCUGCUGCUCUGAGUUGCCACUCCCCUUCUCCCACAGGCGUGCCACAGUCAUCAUCUCACCAUGGAUGACAUCUAUAAAGCAGCGGUGGAACAGCUGACGGAAGAACAGAAAAAUGAGUUCAAGGCUGCCUUUGACAUCUUCGUUUUGGGUGCUGAAGAUGGCUGUAUCAGCACCAAGGAGCUGGGCAAGGUGAUGCGUAUGUUAGGCCAGAACCCCACUCCCGAGGAGCUGCAAGAGAUGAUUGAUGAGGUGGAUGAGGAUGGCAGUGGCACAGUGGAUUUUGAUGAGUUCCUGGUCAUGAUGGUUCGAUGUAUGAAGGAUGACAGCAAAGGGAAAUCAGAGGAGGAGCUGUCUGACCUCUUCCGAAUGUUUGACAAGAAUGCAGAUGGUUACAUUGACUUGGAGGAGCUAAAGAUUAUGCUUCAGGCCACUGGGGAGACCAUCACUGAGGAUGACAUCGAGGAACUUAUGAAGGACGGGGACAAGAACAAUGACGGCAGGAUUGACUAUGAUGAGUUCUUGGAAUUCAUGAAGGGGGUGGAAUAGACAGACACUGAUGGAGCCAUGUACAUGCACCCUUCCCUUGCUUUUCUCCCCUCCCCCAUCUGGCCUGGCACCUGGCACACCUGUGAGCACAAGGUCAGUGGCCAGGCCAGCCAGAGGAACUGUGGGAUAGUGGGCUCUCCAUGGUGCUGCCCAGGAAUGGAGAAACCAACAGGCAGUACCCACCAGCCUUGGGCACCUCUUCCCCAUACCUGUGCCCUUGGGAACCUGCUGCCUGCCACUCUGAACUCUACAAUGGCUGGAACCACUGAGCCACAGAGCCCAAAGCUAGCCCUUCUGCUAUCAUUGCACUGAGAUCCCUUCCUUCCCCUUCCCCAUCCCUGCUGUCUCUCCUUUGCCAAGCUUGGAGAAUGUCCCACCUUGGAUGAGUGAGAUUCCUGGAAUAAUGCAAAUAAAGUGGUUUUCCAGGAGGCCUGGCAUUCUCA